AUGGGCGAUCCAAGACAGAUGUGGGAGAACCUGCAGAAGGGGCUGCAGAGGGCGCAGCAGCAAGGGCAGAGGUUUGGUGGUGGUGCCGGCGGUGGUGCGCCAACCCCUAGAGGAGCGCUAGGGGGUAUGGCAGGGCUGUUGUUCCUGGGUGGCACGGUCUGGAUGUUCAACAACGCCCUCUUCAACGUGGACGGUGGGCAUCGCGCAAUCAAGUACACCCGUAUUGGCGGUGUUGGCAAGGAUAUAUACACUGAAGGCACCCAUCUCCGAAUUCCAUGGUUCGAGACACCCAUCACCUACGACGUACGCGCCAAACCUCGAAAUGUCGCCUCCCUCACCGGUACCAAGGACUUGCAGAUGGUCAACAUCACCUGCCGUGUGCUUUCCAGACCCCGAAUCGAUGCGCUUCCGCAAAUAUACCGAACCCUCGGUACCGACUACGACGAAAGAGUCCUGCCGAGUAUCGUGAACGAGGUUCUGAAGAGCGUGGUUGCGCAGUUCAACGCCAGCCAACUCAUCACCCAGCGUGAGAACGUGAGCAGACUCGUACGGGACAAUCUCAUCAGGAGAGCGGCGAGGUUCAACGUUCUGCUGGAUGAUGUUUCGAUCACUCACCUCGCCUUCUCCCCAGAGUUCACAGCAGCGGUCGAAGCAAAGCAAGUCGCCCAACAAGAAGCGCAACGCGCCGCCUUCGUUGUCGACAAGGCACGGCAAGAGAAGCAAGCCAUGGUCGUCCGCGCACAGGGUGAGGCACGCUCGGCCGAGCUGGUCGGUGACGCGAUCAAGAAGAGCAGAUCAUACGUCGACCUGAGGGAGUUCGAGAACGCCAAGAACAUUGCCAGCAUCCUGCAGCAGAGCAACAACAAGGUCUACCUGGACACCCAAGGCCUGGGCCUGAACAUUAGCCAGACGGGGCAGUCGGAGAGGCCGAAGCCUAAGUAG
Molecule: messenger RNA, 942 nt
Organism: Saxophila tyrrhenica
Lineage: Eukaryota; Fungi; Ascomycota; Dothideomycetes; Mycosphaerellales; Extremaceae
Gene: PHB2
Product: Prohibitin-2, subunit of the prohibitin complex (Phb1p-Phb2p)
Exons: 4
Coding region: 1-942 (313 amino acids)
Biological process (GO): mitochondrion organization
Cellular component (GO): membrane; mitochondrion
Source: RefSeq, a predicted model, not a curated record